Messenger RNA from Microbotryum saponariae, 228 nucleotides. The record is from the annotation of a GenBank genome assembly. NCBI's taxonomy places the organism in Eukaryota, Fungi, Basidiomycota, Microbotryomycetes, Microbotryales, Microbotryaceae.
AUGACGUAUGCGAAACGAGUUUUAGAACCAAGGCGAGUAUCGGUCGAUGGCAACGGAUGGCAGGAACUGGCGUGGCGCGGUGAACAUGAGUCGAAAGUAGAAGUAGGCGUUUGGCGCGACGCGACGCGUCAAGCAGGCUACGUGCACCCAGACAAAAUUGAGCAAGGUCGCUGGCGGCGAUGCGCGGCUGGUGCAGUGGAGGCAGGGCCUACUUUGCUUGGGCAGUGA